AACCCUAUUGGCAUCUAAUUCUCCUUAGCUCCUACCGCAAUUUCCACUUGGGAAGACCACACAUGGCUGCCGGCUCAGGCUUAUCCCACACCCAAAACCAAUGGGAAUUCCGCUGUGAUUUGGAGGUAGAUUUUGAGUCUGAAGAGAAUUCUUCAAUAGUCUAUCAUGCAUUGGGUGUUGAUAAAGAGUUGCAACCAGAUAAAGUGAAGAGGCAAAUGUCAAUCUCUGAUGGGAAACUUUCGGUGCACUUUGAAGCAGUCGAAGCAAGGUUUCUCCGUGCAUCGUUUUCAGCUUUUGUUGAUGUACUCACCCUCGCCACGAAAACCAUCGAAGAACUCGGGCCAGGAAUGGUAUUGUGAUGUUUGAUUAUUGUGAUCUUGCUACAAAUGCAGUGGGAUUCUGGCAUUAAUGUAUUCUUUUUUUUUUCUUGUACUUCGUCUUUGAAUUCUUAACUAUAUAUGUGUGAUUUUUGUUGGGAUGUAAGAAGUUCACCUUCUAGCACAUUAUCAUUA
Molecule: messenger RNA, 512 nt
Organism: Hibiscus syriacus
Lineage: Eukaryota; Viridiplantae; Streptophyta; Magnoliopsida; Malvales; Malvaceae
Exons: 4
Coding region: 63-359 (98 amino acids)
Cellular component (GO): EKC/KEOPS complex
Source: RefSeq, a predicted model, not a curated record